AUGGAGGAAAUCGGAAUAGUGGUCAAUAAGAAUGCUACUAAUCAAGAUGAAAAACAAGUAACUCAAAAGGAUAAACUCUUAUCCUUGCUAACUCCAUCCGGUGAUAGCAUCUCAAUAGAUGAUCUCUACUCGUUAUACAAAAAGCUGCAACGUCAAUUAGAAUUUCUGCAAGUACAAGAGGAGUAUAUUAAAUAUGAACAAAAAAAUUUAAAACGUGAAUAUUUACAUGCUCAAGAGGAAGUGAAAAGAAUACGUUCAGUACCCCUUGUCAUCGGUCAAUUUCUAGAAGCUGUUGACCAAGUCCAUGGCAUCGCUCCAAUUAUUUUCCUGGAUGCUCUGUUGCAUUGCAUAAGCAUUCAAAUGCUUUAUAGUAUCGCGUUAUUAUCUGCUGAGGAAAAGCCAAACAUACUGUAUUCCGAUAUCGGCGGCAUGGAUAUACAAAAACAAGAAAUGAAAGAAGCCGUCGAACUGCCCUUAACACACUUUGACUUAUAUCAACAAAUAGGUAUAGAUCCACCCCGUGGUGUUUUAAUGUAUGGCCCGCCAGGUUGCGGUAAAACUAUGCUUGCCAAAGCUGUAGCCCAUCAUACUACCGCUUCUUUUAUAAGAGUUGUGGGAUCAGAAUUUGUACAAAAAUAUUUAGGUGAAGGGCCUCGAAUGGUCCGAGAUGUUUUCAGGCUUGCUAAAGAAAAUGCUCCAGCUAUUGUUUUUAUUGAUGAAAUCGAUGCCAUAGCUACCAAACGUUUCGAUGCACAAACUGGAGCUGAUAGAGAAGUUCAACGCAUCUUGCUGGAAUUGCUUAACCAAAUGGAUGGUUUUGACCAAAACAUUAAUAUCAAGGUCAUCAUGGCCACUAACAGGGCCGAUACGCUGGACCCUGCUUUACUUCGUCCAGGACGUCUUGACAGAAAGAUCGAAUUCCCCAUGCCGGAUAGACGACAAAAACGUUUAAUAUUUCAAACUAUAACUAACAAAAUGAACUUAUCGGAUGAAAUUGACUUAGAAGAUUAUGUAGCAAGACCUGACAAGAUUAGUGGUGCCGAUAUAAAUUCAAUCUGCCAAGAGUCUGCUAUGCAAGCAAUUCGGGAAAAUCGUUACGUUAUCCUUGCUAAAGACUUUGAAAAAGGAUAUAGGACAACAGUUACGAAGGACGAAAUGGAGCACGAGUUUUACAAAUAG
This is a messenger RNA of Trichoplax adhaerens, 1179 nucleotides long. RefSeq lists its product as uncharacterized. Gene Ontology annotation, molecular function: ATP binding; ATP hydrolysis activity; proteasome-activating activity. The coding region runs from base 1 to 1179 and encodes 392 amino acids. Gene Ontology annotation, cellular component: proteasome regulatory particle, base subcomplex. Lineage: Eukaryota; Metazoa; Placozoa; Uniplacotomia; Trichoplacea; Trichoplacidae. The record is from RefSeq and is a predicted model, not a curated record. Gene Ontology annotation, biological process: proteasome-mediated ubiquitin-dependent protein catabolic process. The transcript has 10 exons.